Molecule: messenger RNA, 2966 nt
Organism: Salvelinus sp. IW2-2015
Lineage: Eukaryota; Metazoa; Chordata; Actinopteri; Salmoniformes; Salmonidae
Product: insulin-induced gene 1 protein
Biological process (GO): cholesterol biosynthetic process; cellular response to insulin stimulus; SREBP-SCAP complex retention in endoplasmic reticulum
Cellular component (GO): SREBP-SCAP-Insig complex; endoplasmic reticulum
Source: RefSeq, a predicted model, not a curated record
CUCACCCGACACAGCUGUGACUGUUUUCUGCAGAGGAAGCCUGUCUCUGGUAUGAGGUCUGCGCUCAGGAAUGAAAUAGCAGCCUUUUUUCUGCCUCUCUCUCUCUCUCCCCCAAACUAUGAUGUGACCUAACGACGUGAUAACAGUUUGAGCAGUAAGAGAGCAGCACAACUCACAGCUUCAUCAUUGUCGAGCACUCGAAGUGCCAAAUGCCAAGRCUAGAAGAACACUGUUGGAGUCGCUCCUGCGCAUCGAGGGUGGAAUCAAAGAAUUUAUCUGCGGGAAACUGGGUCGCAUCGAGAGCUGAAGAAAUGAUGUCCAUUGUCACAACAGUGCUCAGCAAUGCAUAUGGCUCGCUGCACAGUGUGCGAGCGGCAAACUUGAUCAGACGGGGUCUCGUCCUUUUCACCGUGGGAGUAGUUCUUGCGUUGGUGCUCAACUUGCUGCAGUUACAAAGAAAUGUGACUUUGUUUCCCGAAGAGGUGAUGGCAACUUUGUUUUCAUCAGCGUGGUGGAUUCCCCCUUGCUGCGGCACSGCAGCUGCUGUUGUUGGCCUGCUAUACCCCUGCAUCGACAGCCAUCUAGGAGAGCCCCACAAGUUCAAGAGGGAAUGGGCUAGUGUCAUGAGAUGCAUCGCAGUGUUCGUUGGCAUCAACCAUGCCAGUGCUAAACUACACUUUGCCAAYAAUGCCCAGCUGUCCCUGACCCUGGCUGCCCUGUCCCUGGGACUGUGGUGGAUGUUUGAUCGCUCGAGGAGUGGCUUCGGCCUGGGCAUCGGGACGGCAUUCCUUGCCACCGUUAUCACACAGCUGCUGGUCUACAACGGCGUCUAUCAAUACACGUAUCCAGACUUUCUGUAUGUGCGCUCUUGGCUUCCAUGCAUAUUCUUCUCAGGAGGAGUGACUGUGGGGAACAUAGGACGCCAGCUAGCCAUGGGUGGUGUUGAGAAACUCCACAACGACUGAACAGAGAUCCGCUGAAGAGGGGAAAGAAGGAAGACUGACAAUAUGGAGAACAGGCGUAACGGAACCAAGUCUGCCGUCAUGGGGAGAGAGUUUGAAAGAAAAGAGACUGUUAUUAUUUKUUUACUACUUUUCUGUGUGUUAUAACAAAGAGCUAGCCAGAACACCCUUGACCUAACGUGCCAUGACUUCUGCACCUCUUGGUGGCCAAAAUAACUUACAGUAUUAGGCUAGCAGUUGCAGCUAUGCUAUCCCUAUUAGGAUCCAUAUAGCAUUAUUCCAGAAGCUAGUCACAAAGUUAUCCCUGUUAGGGUUCAUAUACCAUUAGGCUAGCAGUUAGACACUAGGCUAUACCUGUUUGGUUCCAAAUAACAUUGUGCUAGUAGUUAGCUGCUAGGCGGUCCCUGUUUUGGUCCAUAUAGCAUUAGGUUAGCAGUUAGCCGCUAGGCUAUACCUGUUUUGGUCCAAAUAGCAUUGUGCUAGCAGUUAGCCGCUAGGCUAGCCCUGUUUGGGUCCAUAUAGCAUUAGGCUAGCUUCUAGCCACUAGCUCCUCCUUCACUAUAGCAGGACAGUAUUUACCCUCCCAGUUCUUCGAAAUGAAAAGUUACCUGGUUUCAGUUUUACAUUGUAAGAGUGAACUAUUAGCUUUUUGCAGGUGUGUGCACGUGUGCGUGUGGAUUUGUGCAGGUCUUAACAGAAAAGACGAGGGGAAAAGGUGGUACUACAAUGUUUGCUUUUUUGUUAUGGCUGAGUACAAAAUUACCGUAAUAGGGAAACGUUUCAGAGCUGUGCAAAAAAUGUCUGACACUCACAGAGACGGCGACCAACAGUAUGUCACCGAGAAAAAUAGUUAUCUGAGAAAUUAGAAUGMCAACACCUAUAACCCCAAACCAAAUAUACAUGAGAUCACAGAUGACGUGACCAUGUUUUGAAAGAAUGUACCAUGAUGCUACAAUAAGUAAGCAUAUUCAUGGUUUCAGUGAAAUCAGUAAUGACAAAAAGGCACCUGAAUGUAAUCGGGUGUGAAAGCUCACCUCUUGGCUGACUUUGUGGAUAUGGUGUGCAACCUGGAGGUGAUCUAUGACCCCUCAAAUGAAUGGCUGAUUUCCUAUUUAGAAUUUUCCAGACUUGGCAUUAAAGUUUAUGGUCAUACAUUAAGAGGAGGAGACAGGACCUUUUUACUAUGGCCUGGGGAUUUGCAAUCUGUGAUUGCCUUUGUAUUAUAGAAUUGAGUGCUUUUGUCACUACUAUACCAGUUCAAUUUUAUUACUUGUACAUAAUUAUAUAUUGCUUUCAUGUAUAGUCMCUUCCCUAUAUAAUCAGACAGGUAUUACCACACUAUACCAAUUCAGUUCAAUAGUUGGGGGGCUAAAGGAAUAAAAGUGCAAUCACAUAUACCUGAGCUGACUUCUUCUUAUUUAUUAUUUCUGACAGUGGUUAAGAGGUGAGACUCCAUGGAAUUAAAYGCAGUGUAGAAAAGGAGCAUCAAAUAAGCAAUAACAGCGGCUUUUGUAAAAACAAAAAUUGUCUAAGAUUACUUGCAUUCUUCAACUGUAUACCAAUGACUAUUCUCACCAUGAGAAGGAAAAAAAACAUUGUGUCAAACUGUUUGUAAAUUCUCCUAGUAGUUAAAACAUUAGUAAGUGGGAAUUCAGAUUAUAUUUUUAUUUUUAUUUUGUUAUGUAUAGAUCACAGCGGGAUUGGUUGGUACGCCUGGUUCGGUGUGAAUCUUUGCUCAAUUUCAGGUGUUUGUCCCAAAUGGCACCCCUAUUCUCUAUAUAGUGGACUACUUUUGACCAGGGGCCCUGGUCAAAAGUAGUGCACUAUAUAGGGUUCCAUUUUGGAUGCRGUCCAGGUGUGCUGCUGGGAGAAAAGGAAGCUUUAUUAUUGGGGUGUUUGAAACGCCUAUUAUUUCAAUGUGUAGAGAGUGUGAGUGUGUUUUCAGCUGUGUAGCAUUUUUAUUACCUUGAAUCCAAGUGGAAAAUAAAAAGGAACUCCUAAUGA